AUGGGCCAACCAUCGCGCAUGAUGGUCGCCGAUACAAGAAGGAGACCAGCAGCGCCAGUGGCGGCGAUGACACUGGCAUGCGCAGGGGCGACAAUUACGACUUUUGUGGCCCCAAGCUGCGGACAAUUCUCCUCUGCACGAGCAUCCUCUGUAAACGCAGAGGGCGCAAGUAUUCAAUUGGCUUCUUCGGAAGCUGGUACCUCGAUGACGCAGGUCUCGAGCAUGGCCGCAGGGCUUACUAUUGCGGCUGCAGCGUUAGCGAAGCGGCAGCGUAGGUCACUUCGUACGUCGGUCUGUUCAGAUCCGAAGCCGCGAUCCAAGCUGAUGCAAGAAGUGGACCAGGUUGGAAUUCACAAGAAGAACUCCGAGGCAUCGGAGAAUCAGGAGAACAACAAGUCAGAAAAGCCCAAGGAGGCUAAGUCUGACGACGCCGACAAGAAGGAACCACAGGAUAAGAAGGAAGAGAAAGAGGCCAGCAAGGACGACAAAAAGGAAGAGAAGAAGGAGGACAAGAAGGACGACAAGAAGGAAGAUAAACCGCAGGAAAAGAAGGAGGACAAGAAAGAGGAAUCGAAGGAAGAAAAGAAGGAGGACAAGAAGGAGGACAAGAAAGAGGAGAAGAAGGAGGACAAGCAGGACGAAAAGAAAGAAGACAAGAAAGAUGAGAAAAAGGAGGAGAAGAAGGAGGACAAGAAGGAAGAGAAGCCGAAAGAGACGGACAAAGCGGAGAAGGAUGGCAAGUCGGAGGGCAACAAGGCGGAGCAGAAGUCUGAGAAGGACGAGAAGAAGGAGACGGAAAAAAAGGAAGCCGCCGGUGACAAGCCCAAGGAAGAAGCCAAGGUAGAGAAAGAUGCUGAGAAGAAGGAGGACAAGAAGGAGGAAAAGAAGAAGGAUGGUGAGGAAAAAAAGGAGGAAAAGAAGGAGAGUGCUGAGCCGAAGAAAGAGCAGAAAUCGGAGGCCAAAGCAGAUGACAAGAAGGAGAAGCCAAAGGAAUCGAAACCCGAGGCUCCGCCCAAACCGCCUCCGGGACCGGUGGAAGAUGCGGCCGGUCGAAAGUUAAGCGGGCAUGUUGCUUCCAUCGCCAGCCAAGACGGUGGUGAAGCAGCUUUGAAGGGAAUCCGAGAAUUCUUCGGAAGCCGCGAGGCCGAGCUCGAAAAAGCCCUAGAAGCACAGAAAAAAAGGCAAGAGAAGAUGAUUGCCGAGAUGGAGCGGCAAUCGCAGGAGAUUCAGAAGAAGAUGGAGGCCCAGAUUGCGGAAGAGGUUCGUGUCGGAAGCGAACUGAAAGAACGCAUUGAGGCCCUUCAGGAGACCUACACCAGCGUCAGUGACCAGCUAGAAAUGUCCCAGAUCUCCAACGAGAAGCUUCAGGUGGAUCGGGACGAGCUCCGGCAGGACGUCCAGAAGCUGGAAGAGAUGCUGAAGGAAGAGCAAGAGCGCAAUGAAAAGAACAAGAAGGAUGCUGAGGAGGCAGCCAGACAGAAAGAGGAACAGCUAGCCAAGCUUGAAGAGAAGAAAAAGGAGCUCACAAUCACCGUCAGGGAGCUCGACAAGCAAAUGCAGGCGGAAAGGGAUGCAGCUGCGAAGAAGGAAUCCAAGAUCCGCACCGAGCUCACCGACACGCGAGAGGCGCUAACUUCUUCAAGGAACGAGACCAGCCAGGUUGUUAGCGAGCUCAAGACGGCUCGCAAGGAAAAUGCAGCUCUGGAGGACAAGGUCCGUAGCGUCGAAGAAAGCUUAAAGGCUUCGAAAGAGCAGCAGGAGUUGCUGAAUACCAAGCUCAAGGAAGUCAUGGCUGAAGGUGAUCUUCUAAGAAAGGAGACCGAGAUCCUCAAAGAGGCUGCAGUCGAGGCAGCAGGACGAGAGCAGAACUACUACCAGAUGAUGAAGAAGUUUGCGAAAAAGAGCAAGGAGCUGGAGGAGCGAUUGCCCGUGAUGGAGGAGGAAAAUCAGAAAUUGCUUGCUCGGAUUAGCCAGCUUGAGAUCGUCGCUGAAAAUGAGAAGAAGCUGUCCAAGCAACUGGAGGUCUCAACCAGUGAGAACGAGGAGCUCGCGAAAGAGCUUCAAAGCCUUUCAACAAGCUUGAAGAGCAGAGACCAGGACAUCGAGAAGCUCUCAGAGGAUCUCGAGAUCAGCCACAAAGAGAAGAAGUUCAUCCAGCAGAAGUCGGAAGAAUUCAAGCAGCAUGCUGAGAAGAAGUUCCGAGCGGCGGAGGACAAGAUAUGGGAAUCGACUGAGAAGGUGGUAAAAGCAAAGGCAGAGACCAAGUACGCGAUCAAGGAAGCUUCGCGUGCAAGAGAGGAAGCAGCAGAGGAAAGAAAGGAGAUGGCGAAGGCCGCAGAAAGAGCGAGACAACGAGCUGAGGAGCGUGUGCGAGCAGAGGCGGACAAGGCUGCAGCGGCACAGGCAAAAGCUGAGCAGGCUGCAGCCGACAAGGAGAAGGCCAUUAAGGACGCCGAGGCGACCAAGAAGAAAGCCGAGGCCGACAAAAAGGAGGCCAUCGCGAGAGCAGAUGCUGCUAGGAAAGCAGCUGAAGAGCAGGCCAGAAGGGAUGCCAAGGAUGCAUUCAAGGCCAAGCAGGCCGCAGACGAUGCAAAGGCAGAGAAAGUUUACGCGCUUCAAGAUGCCGCAGAUGCGAAGAAAGCAGCCGAGAAGGCCACACAGGAAGCCAUCAGAGCUGCUGAUGAGGCCAUAGCGGCUGCGGAUAAGAAGGUAAACGAGCAGAUAGCCGCAGCCGAAGCAGCCAAGCAGGCAAAGGAGAAGGCUGAGGUUGCCAAGGCGGACGCCUUCGAGGACUUCGAUGACUUGUCUUGUCGCACGCUUCAGGUACUAUGA
Symbiodinium sp. CCMP2456 is the source of this 2832-nucleotide messenger RNA. Lineage: Eukaryota; Dinophyceae; Suessiales; Symbiodiniaceae. The record is from the annotation of a GenBank genome assembly.